CCGCCCAUGGCCGGGAAGGUGCUGUCACUGCUGCCGCCGCUGCUGCUGGCCGCGGCGGGCCUCGCCGGUCUCCUGCUGCUGUGCGUCCCCACCCGCGACGUCCGGGAGCCGCCCGCCCUCAAGUAUGGCAUUGUCCUGGAUGCUGGCUCUUCGCACACGUCCAUGUUUGUCUACAAGUGGCCUGCGGACAAGGAGAAUGACACGGGCAUUGUGGGUCAGCACAGCUCCUGCAAUGUUCGAGGUGGGGGCAUCUCCAGCUAUGCUGACAACCCUUCCGGGGCCGGCCAGAGUCUUGUUGAAUGCCUUGAACAGGCACUUCGAGACGUGCCCAUAGAGAGACAUGCAGGCACGCCCCUCUACCUGGGAGCCACAGCGGGCAUGCGCCUGCUCAACCUGACCAGUCCAGAGGCCUCAGCCAACGUGCUCGCGGCGGUGACGCAGACGCUGACCCAGUACCCCUUUGACUUCCGUGGUGCGCGUAUUCUCUCAGGCCAGGACGAGGGAGUGUUUGGCUGGGUGACUGCUAACUACCUGCUGGAGAGCUUCAUCAAGUACGGCUGGGUAGGCCGGUGGUUCCGGCCAAAGAAGGGGACACUGGGGGCCAUGGACCUGGGGGGUGCCUCCACACAGAUCACCUUUGAGACGGCCAGUGCAGCUGAGGAUCAAGCCAAUGAGGUCCAGCUGCAGCUCUAUGGCCAGCACUACCGAGUCUACACCCACAGCUUCCUCUGCUAUGGCCGUGACCAGGUCCUCCAGAGGCUGCUGGCCAGUGCCCUCCAGACCCACGGCUUCCACCCCUGCUGGCCAAGGGGCUAUUCCACCCAAGUGCUGCUCCAGGAUGUGUACCGGUCACCAUGCACUGCGGCCCAACGGCCCCAGACCUUCAACAGUAGUGCCAGGGUCAGCUUGUCUGGGAGCAGCAGCCCCAACCUCUGCCAAGACCUCAUUUCGGGACUCUUCAGCUUCUCAUCCUGCCACUUCUCCCGAUGCUCCUUCAAUGGGGUCUUCCAGCCCCCAGUGGCUGGGAAUUUUAUUGCCUUCUCUGCUUUCUUCUACACCGUGGACUUCCUGAGGACUGUGAUGGGGCUGCCAGUGGCCACCCUACAGCAGCUGGAGGCAGCCGCAGUGACCGUCUGCAGCCAGACCUGGGAUGAGCUGCAGGCGCGGGCGCCAGAGCAGCGGGCCCGCCUGGCCGACUACUGCGCCGGGGCCAUGUUCGUGCAGCAGCUGCUGAGCCGCGGCUACGGCUUCGACGAGCGCACCUUCCGCGGGGUCACUUUCCAGAAGAAGGCCGCGGACACGGCGGUCGGCUGGGCGCUCGGCUACAUGCUGAACCUGACCAACAUGAUCCCCGCCGACCCGCCGGGGCUGCGCAAGGGCACGGCCUUCGGCUCCUGGGUCGCCCUGCUGCUGCUCUUCGCCGCCGUGCUCCUGGCCGCGCUCGUCCUGCUGCUGCGCCAGGUGCGGUCCGCCAAGGCUGCGAGCGCCAUCUAGGGGCGGGCGGGGGCAGCUGCCCCACCCCUCCGCCCGCCCUCAGCCUCUGCCCCUCGGGCAGACCCGGGAACCGAGACCGAGUCUCUGGCGCCCGCAUCCACAGGGGGCCCAUCCAUGCCCUCCACCCACUUCC
Molecule: messenger RNA, 1627 nt
Organism: Cynocephalus volans (Philippine flying lemur)
Lineage: Eukaryota; Metazoa; Chordata; Mammalia; Dermoptera; Cynocephalidae
Gene: ENTPD2
Product: ectonucleoside triphosphate diphosphohydrolase 2
Exons: 9
Coding region: 7-1494 (495 amino acids)
Cellular component (GO): plasma membrane
Molecular function (GO): hydrolase activity
Source: RefSeq, a predicted model, not a curated record